Molecule: messenger RNA, 1907 nt
Organism: Oryctolagus cuniculus (rabbit)
Lineage: Eukaryota; Metazoa; Chordata; Mammalia; Lagomorpha; Leporidae
Source: RefSeq, a predicted model, not a curated record
UUUGGCAGUUUUUGUCCCAACUGACUAGUUAGAAGGUACAAAAGAGCCAAGCUUCACUUGGACUUUAACUGCUGAAAUACAAUCUAAUUUCUUCAUGGGAAAAUUUUGGAGUAAAAGAACAAAUUGGGUUUUCAGCUUAUUUACAUGUCUGAGAGGCAAUAGCACCAAAAAUCCACAAUUAACUCACAGGACUCCAGGAAACGACUGUGAUGCUGAACACUACAGGUCAUGAGCAACCAGUGGGUGGCAGGAUUGGGAGUGUUGCUGCUCUUGUCCAUGGACACUCAGCCAGCCCUGAAGCCAGCAAUGCACCCAGUGAUCAAAAACCAACCUUUCAACAUUUUUUGGGCUGCUCCAACAGUGUAUUGCAGGCAUAGCUUUAAUGUGAAUAUGAACCUCCAGGUAUUUAACAUUUUAUCCAACCCUACAGAGACAGAGAGUGGAUCAACAAUUACCAUAUUUCAUCCAAAUGAAUUGGGCAAUUACCCUUAUUUCUCUCAAGACGGAGACUCCUAUAAUGGAGGGAUCCCGCAGAACAUGAGCCUGUCUGCACACCUCAAGAAAGUUGCCAGCGACAUCACAGAAGUUGUCCCUUGGUGGAGAGCAGAAGGACUCGCUGUUAUUGACUGGGGAGGUUGGAAACCCCAGUGGGACAGAAACUGGGGCAACAGGAUAACAUACAGAGAACACUCCCUGGCCUUCGCUAGGAACCAUCAUCCUUACUGGUCAGAAGCGAAAGUGGAAAAAGUCGCCCAACAGGAAUUUGAAAAUGCCGGAAGGAGUUUUAUGAAUAUUACUCUCACCCUGGCUUUAGAAAUGAGACCAAAACGUUUAUGGGGCUUUUAUCUCUAUCCAGACUGCUACAAUUAUGAUUACAAAGUAAAUUCAGGCAUAUACACAGGUAAUUGCCCAGAUGAUGAAAUUUUCCGCAAUGACCAACUCCUGUGGCUGUGGGAAAAAAGCACAGCACUUUAUCCUUCAAUAUAUUUGGAUAAAAUACUGAAGUCAAGUGCAAAUGCUUUGAAAUUUGUUCAUUAUCGUGUUAGAGAAGCCAUGAGAAUCGCUAAUAUGACUAGACAUGACUACGUUUUGCCAGUUUUUGUUUUUUCCAGACCAUUUUAUUUACAUAGCAUUGAAACUCUGUCACAGGAAGACCUAGUGCAUACAAUUGGUGAAAGUGCUGCAUUAGGAGCAGCAGGAAUAAUAUUGUGGGGAGGAGAUGAGUACACUACUUCAAAGUUAAGAAAAAAAAGACUCCAUGGGAGAAGAGAAGAGAAGAGAAGACACACCACUGUGGCAAGCUGUGUGGUGCAGUCAGCUGCCAACUGUGAGCUGCCAUCUUACCAUGUCAAGUCCUUUCAGGAGGGAGAGACUGCUGUAUCCCAAGCCAUCACACAGGAACAACACAAGACUGCUCUUCUUCAAUCAAUCUGAUCCAGAGUACAGAUACUCAUCCCGUUCAACACCCUGCAUCAGCAGGAAGUAGCCAGAAAGAAACCGGCACCCCAUCUCCUUAUAUAUAUUCAGAGUCAGGAUUAUGGAAUAAGGACAUUAGCCUUAGCCAUUUUAGGUUCUUGUUACCCCUGCCUUUUUUCAAGAGACCAGUCUCACAUCCUGUAUUUUUCCCACACCACCCCCUGCAUUCUUUUCCAAGUUUGAAAGCUCCCAAGCGAAACCUGAAGAACCAGUGUGGAGAAGCUUGCCUCCACCUAUUGUCCCCCACCCCCAUCCCUAGGCCGCCUAAGAUAUAAAAAGGCCCAGCCUGCUGGGGUCUGGGCCCUCUGUCACGUGUUCGGUCUGUGCACACUGGCAGUUGCUCACCCACCUUUUGGGCCUUCUGCCAUGUGUUCCAUCAAUGUGCACACCUGUGAUUUGUAACCCACCUCUGUGUAUUUAUUUUCUCUGAA